GUCCCUCCCUGCCUGCAUCCCUGCCAUGCCAUGCGUGUGUGAAUGUGUGUGUGUGAGUGUGUACAGGGUAGUAGUAGGUCGGUUGACUGACUGACUGACGUCACCAUCCGCCAUAGCCUUUGUGCUGGAACUCCACCUCGAGCAGGUAGCGCAGGCAGAUCUGCUCCACGCUGUAGACUAUGUACUGAUCGACCAACAAGCCAACCAACCACACACACAGAGACAGAGAGAGAUGCCUGGAUGGGAUGGCAUGGCGGACACUCACACAUUCCUUCUUGCCUCACCUCGUUGUACUGCAGGACGAGGUCAGGCCGGUUGGUCUCCACAGCGUCACACGCCGGAACCUGACACAUAAGACACAUACACACAGAUACACCAUAUGUGUGUAUUUAUUGCAGGCGGGUGUGUGAGCUGACCUUGACGCCGUUGGGCAGUGAGAUGAAUCCGCUGGGGUCGGGGUAGCUACGUCCGAGGCCCUUGGUGCUGAGCUUGCCGGCCGGGAGCCGGUCGGCAUUGUAGUCGGCGUUGCAGAGCUCGUGGCAGUCGCCCAACGCCACCUCAGCCAACAUCAUCACACCCACGUUCGAACGCCCUCCAGACUGAUUGAUGAGUGUAUGUAUAGCGACACACACACACAGAGAGAGAGAGAGAGGAUUGUGGGUGAGGUGUGGUGCGGUUGUGAGUGUGUGUUGGUGCCUGUGUGUGUGUAUCGCCCACCGGGACAUAGCAGUACUGGGCGCUCUUGGAGACCAUGUCGGCGAAGUAGACCCCCUUGCCAAACAUGUACCCCGACACAGGAGCUAGCAACCAACCACCCCAACCACCCCCACCACACACACACACACACACACGUCAGCCGCCGCAGCUCCUCACCUCCCUCCCUCCCUCCCUAUCUACCUUCCGGCGGUGCGAUGCGGAGUCCUUGGCUGAGGAUGCCCACGUAGUUGGUCAGACGGGAGCCGUGCCACAGCAGCAUACUGCCACACAAACCAUUAUAUCCACCAUUGGAGAGUGGGCUGUGCUGCGCCGGGCAGGGCAGACUGAUGACUGACUCACUGACUCCCGCACCGGUUGUGGUUGUUUUGGUGUUUGCCGAAUCGCUUCUCCUCGCCCUGGCGCGCUAUCUCGAAUAUGUUCUGCACCUGCACACACACACACACACACACGUGUCCAUGCAGCUGCCCCGCCAUCUGUUUGUUGUCUUGUCGUGUUUGUCACACCAUGCAUGGUGUGUGAGGGUGUGUGUGGUGUGUGUCUGCUCUGUCUGCGCACCUUGAGGUCCCACAUCAUGUGGGUCUUGCCGUGGGUCUUCUUCACAUACGACACUAUCAACUGCAUGCACCACCCACCCAGCCACCCACCCCACCAAAACCAAAACCAUCCCUCUGGCGUGUGUGUUUGUCGACAGACAGACAGAUGGUCACUGACUGACCUUGUGCAUGGUGUCCGACGGCUCGAGCGGUCGUAUCUCUGUCUUGAGGCUGCGGUAGUGGAUGUCGGCGGGGUGCUCGUCGAUGUCCGACGCCUCCUUCAACACGUGCUUGGCGAUUUCUGCACACACACACACACGCAGGGGGUCGUGUGUGUGUGUUGUGUGUUGUGUGUGUGUGUGAAGGUAGGUACCCACCGAUUUCAGCGAGUGACUCGAGCAUCUCCUGCUUCUUCUUAACCUGCUCCAGACUGUUGAUGGUACUGCCACGUAUGUCGGCAAAUCUGGGGGGGGAGGGACACACAUACCCACGCCAGCCCUCCAGCCCUUCAGUCCUUCAGCCCUCCCUCCCUCCAUUUGCGAGUGCGUUGGUUUGUCGGCGUGUGAUGUGGCUGACCCGAAGUCGUGCGGUAUGAUGGUGUAGAACUGACUCGUCAAGUCUCUCAGUAACGUGUGACUGCACACACACACAAGCACACACACACCCACACACAGGCACAGACACAAACAUGGCCCGGCCUCAUGCCAUCGGGUGUGGUCUCGUGUCUGUGUGUGGGUGGGGUGGCAGCCAGUACUUGCUUACGUCUGUGAGGUGGGUCGUUUGAUGUUGCUCUCGAUCUGUGUGAGCACCUUGUAGCCCAUGUUGAUGGUGCUCUUGGACAGCUUGCCCAGCGGCAUCUUCUUGGCGUCAUACCCUAUCUCCACCUGAUAUAUCGGACCAACCAAGCAACCAACCAACCAACAUGCACAUACGCAAUGGGUGGUGGUGGUGUGAGUGGCCGAGGGGGUCGUGUCGUGUCACCUACCAUACCAUCUGGUCGUUCAUCAUUUUGAAGUCGCAGAUGCGCUCCACCAACUUGAACACACGAUGCUCCAACUGAGACUUGACCGGCUGCAGUGCAGCCACACAAGCACCACACACAUGUACACCACACCCACUGCCGACCAUAUCUCUCUCUCUCUGUCUCUGUCUCUGUAUCUCUCUCUCUGUCUCUGACCUCCUUCUUUUUGGCCGGUGAGGCCCCGCCACCAGCAGCAGCAGCGGCCGCGGCAGCCGGUGCAGCGGGCGGCUCCUGGUCGUUGCCGUAGUCCAUCUCGAGCAGCAUGUACUUGCCACUGUACAGCGAGAAACUCUGCAACGUCUGGCUCACGCUACCCAACCUGACAGACAGUUGACACAGACACACACACACAGAAACCAAUGGAGGGCGGGGGCGGUUGUGCUGUGCUGUGCUGUGCUGUGGUGUGCUAUGUGCAGACGGACCAGUGGUUUCUGGUCUUGUCCCGGAACUUGGACUGAAACUCGGCCUUGGCCUCCUCCUGUGGGCAAGGCAACGCAACGAACCCAUCAAUGCAUCAAGCGACACACAGACAGACAGGCAGGUAGGCAGGAUGGCAAGGAGGCCUGUGUCUGUCUGGUGUGGAGUGAGCGUUGUACCAGUGAGUGGUACUGCUUGAGAGAGUUCUGAAGGGCGGGCACGCAGGCAGACAGACAGGCAGACACAGCCUUUCAUUCGUGUGGCGGGCGUCAUCCCUCUCCCUCUCUCCCUCUUUGUGUGUGUGUGUGUGCGACCUGUCCGUCGUACCCCACGCGCCCCCAUCUGUUCCAGCAGUAGUAACUCCGACUCUUGACGUCGUCAUGCUCCAGCAACUGCAUCCACACACACACACACACACACACAGAGAGAGAGAGAGGGUAGUUUACACGUGUGUGUGCCAUGGGUUGCCUGGCCUGGCCUGCCUGGUGCGGACGGACCUGUAUGAUGUAGUACUUGUUGUUGUUGCCGUCAACGUUGGUCUGGUUGAGCAUGCAGUCCCAAAACCCGACCUGGUCACCGUACACCUACUCACACACAAGGCAGACACAAGGUUGACACAAUACAUUUGGUCGCCACCAAAUGUAUUGUGUUGGUUGACCUACGUGGUAUUUCUUGCGUAUGUCUUUUUCGCAUUUGGGGUCGACGGGCGGCCCGCCGCCCUUGGCCACCACCUUGACAGCCGUCGACUUGCGCUCCUCCUACACACACACGAUCCAACACAUGAUCCCUGACGCCAUACACGUCACCUGCAUCCAUAUCCAUGCAGCCCACCUUUUUCUUCUUCUUGGCCUUCUUCUUCUCCUCCUCGGCAUCCUCAACCUCGUCCCCAUCAUCGCCCUCGCCGUCAAACAGAUCGUCACCGUCAUCCGCAGCUGGUGCUGUAGCUGCAGCUGCAGCAGCAGCGGGGGCCGGCUUGCGAUCGCGGCGGGGCUUCUUGGCUACUGCUGCAACCACAAGCCAAACAGGCGGAGGGACGUGUCAUGGUGUGGUGGCCACGUGGCUGUGUGUGUGAGUGGGUGGGUGCCUUUGGGUGGCUUGUCCUCUUCCUCCUCUGCCUCCUCGCCCUCGUCCACAGCAGCAGCCGCCGCGGCAGCAGCAGCGGCCGGCGCAUCGGCCUUGCGCUUGCGGGCUGAAUGGGUGGAUGACAACCACACACACACAGACAGAGAGAGAGAGAGAGAUGCAGGAAGGCCUCCAUGCCAUGUGUUUGGUUGGUUGGCCUCCGAGCUUACGGGCUUUGGGCUCCUUUGGUGGUUUGAUGACGUACUUCUUGGCCAUGGUCUUGGUGAACUUCCCUGAAGCAGCCGGCCAGUCACACGACGAGGCCGUCUUCUCGCUGUGUGUGCGUACCGUACCCGUCUUCUCCAUCUCAGCAAACGCCUCAAAACUGACAAACACCGUCUUGGGGUCUGCCCAAUGACAGCAACACACACACACCCAUGAUUAGCUGCUGUGUCCAUCCAUCCGCCCUCCCAAUCCGCCCUCACUCACUCACCGAUUUCGAGUGCCUUUUCGACGGUGGGCGUCUUGUCCUUCAGGUCCUCCUCACGGGCCACUACAUAGUCCACGCCAUCGUCACCGAUCUCGUCGACAAACUCGCCACCUGAUGCACCCAUAACACACACACACAGGAGAGUGAUGACAAGUGCUGUGUGUUGGUCGGUCUCUUCCCGGCUGCUGCUCACGCACACACCUCUGGCCAGCACCAUGUUCUUGAAUGUCUGAAGGAAAGAAUGGAACAAAAAUGGUGGCCAGGGAGGUGUUGUGGUGGCCAGCGCCAUGAUGAUGUGGAUGUGGGUGCGUGAGUGCGCGUCUACCGUCACAUUGGGAACGGCAUCAUCGCAGCUGAGGGCGAUGGCGAACCCUGCGAGCAAAACCGCAGACACCAUUCAUUCCAUCGCUCGUCGCCGCUUUGGCCUUGCUGACAGUGCCCUCCUUGGCCGCUCUCACCCUCUAAGAGCUUAUCGGGAUCUGAGCAAACACACCCCACACACACGGACACAUUGGGCGUUGGUUGUGUCGUGUUUUUCGAUCAAUGGAGCGUACCUUUUCGCUUGGGAGGCAUGGCUGGCCACCAACAACGACAACCAACAAACAGCUAUGCGAUGUUCUUACCUUCAGUCCCAA
Molecule: messenger RNA, 4875 nt
Organism: Vitrella brassicaformis
Lineage: Eukaryota; Vitrellaceae
Source: the annotation of a GenBank genome assembly